AUGAAUAAAAACUCUUCACAGAGUUUAUGUCAGGCUGACCCAGUCCAGGACACCACAGCUCAGGUUGACCUACCUCAGGCCACUGCAGCUCAAGGUGACCCAGUCCAGAACGUCCCAGCUCAGAGUGAAUCAGUCCAAACCAUCACAACUCAGGGUGACCCAGUUCAGAACAUCACAGCUCAGAGUGACCCAGUCCAGACAACCACAGCUCAGAGUGAACCAAUCCAGACCGUCACAACUCAGGGUGACCCAGUGCAGACAAACACAGCUCAGAGUGAACCAGUCCAGAACAUCACAGCUUGGAGUGAACCAGCCCAAACCAUCACAGCUCAGGGUGACCCAGUCUGGACCACCACAGCUCAGAGUGAACCAGUUCAGAACAUCACAGCUCAGAGUGAACCAGUGCAGACAAGCACAGCUCAGAGUGACCCAGUGCAGACAAGCACAGCUCAGGGUGACCCAGUGCAGACAAACACAGCUCUGAGUCAGCCAGUGCAGAACAUCACAGCUCAGAGUGGAGCAACUGUCAAUUCAUCUUUUCUACAAGGAAAUGAGUUCUAUGGCCCAGUUUAUAUUGGCAUUGGAGCUGACUCUAAGCAUGAAGCGGUAACUGGAAAGAGCCCAGUACUGUCCUCCACUGCAACUCCAUAUGAAGAUUCAGUUAGUGUUUCCACUGCAGAAGAUCAAAAGAAAUGCACCCAGUUGAAGUCCACCCUCGGGCAGCUAUAUGAAAGUAUACUAAUUGGGAAUUCACAUACAGGCCACACAAAGUUCUUGGAGGAUAUCUACACUGAUCUCAUUAUAGUGCAGAAUGAAAGUGGAGGAGUCAUUCAAGUGCAUGAAGUGAUGCAAAUGGACAUAUUAUGCAACAGACUUGCUAGUAAGGAAGUUUGUGUUAAAUGCAGUGACCUUUUCAAGGUCCAGCCUGGUACCAGUAGACGGAACAGAAAAGUGUUGACAAUGGGAAUUGCUGGUGUGGGUAAAACUGUGUCAGUCAACAAAUUCAUACUUGACUGGUCGAAGGGAGAGGAGAACCAGGACAUAACCUUCAUUUUUCCUCUUUCUUUCCGUGAACUGAAUCAGAAGAAAGAGAAGAAGUUCAGUCUGAUUGAACUACUGAAUCAUUGUUUUUUUUCUUCAAAAACUGAAUUGAAAUGUCUUCCGGAGGAUAAUGGUAAAAUUUUAUUUAUUUUUGAUGGCCUAGAUGAAUGCUGCUUUCCUCUUUGCUUUGAGGACGGGGAGGAAGUCAAAGAUGUCAAUGAGAAGACCUCAGUAGGAUCACUGGUCACUAAUCUUAUCAAUAGAAAUCUGCUUCCAUUUGCUCUCGUCUGGAUAACUUGCCGACCAGCAGCAGCCUGUCUGAUUCCCCGGGACUACAUCAAUCUGGUGACAGAAGUACGAGGAUUCAAUGAUGAACAAAAGCAGACAUACUUCAGCAAAUACUGUAAUAAGGAUAUGGCAAUGAAAAUUGUUUCACAUAUAAAGAAAUCAAGGAGUCUCUACAUCAUGUGUCAAAUCCCAGUGUUCUGCUGGAUCUCUGCCACUGUGCUUCAGCCUCUGAUGGUUCAAGACAGCAAUAAGGAAAUCCCUGCAACUCUGACAGGAAUGUACAUAAGCUUCCUACUCCAGCAGAAAAACUUAAUGAAAAAGAAAUACAGUAAGAAAACCACAACUGUUGAUGCAGAGCACAUCAUUCUGAAGCUGGGUAAACUGGCCUUCUGUAAUCUUGAGAGUGGUACUCUGAAUUUCUAUGAAGAUGAUCUCAAGAAAUGUGGCAUUGAUGUCAGUGAUGGCACUGUGUUCUCAGGAGUGUGCACACAGAUUUUCAGUCAGCAGGGAGGAGUUUCUGAGAGGAAUGUUUUCAGCUUUGUACAUCUUAGUGUUCAGGAAAGCCUUGCAGCUUUAUAUGUGCAUCACUCACACUGCAACAAGAAAAGGAAUGCAUUCAAACAGGAGACAUUCUUGAACAAGCUUAAAUGGAAGAAUAACAGAAUAACAGAUCUCCAUAAGAGUGCAGUAAAAAGAGCUUUGCAGAGUGAAAAAGGACACCUCGACCUUUUCCUCCGUUUCCUCCUCGGCCUCUCACUGGGGGAUACUCGGCAUGUCCUAAGUGAACUUCUGCCAAAUCUGAAGAUCAAAGCAGAGAGUGUUAGGGACACAGCUGACUAUAUCAAGAAGAAACUGCAUGAGGAAAUAUCAUCUGACAGAAGAAUCAAUCUCUUCCACUGCCUGAGUGAACUGAAAGACAAUUCCCUGACAACUGAAAUACAGGAAUACCUGAACUCAGGAAAUCUCUCAACACAGAAACUCGCAUCUACACAGUGGUCAGCUUUGGUGUUUGUGCUGCUGAUGUCAGAGGAGACCCGAGAGAAGUUUGAGCUGAAGAAAUACAGGCCAUCAGAGGAAGGACUGAACAGACUCUUGCAAGUGGUGAAACACACAGGAUGUGCUUUAUUAGCUUCAUGUAACCUUGGGGUAAAGACCUGUGAAGAUCUGGUAUCAGUUUUAAAUCUGGAAAACUCCUCUCUGAAAGAACUUGACCUCAGUAACAAUGACCUGGAGGAUUCAGGAGUGGAGCUUCUCUCUGCUGGACUGAAAAGUUCACAAUGUAAUCUGGAGAUACUCAGACUAGCUUUGUGUAAUCUUGGAAAAAAGACUUGUAAUCACCUGGAAUCAGUUUUAAAACUGGAGUCCUCCUCCCUGAAAGAGCUGGAUAUCAGUAACAAUGAUCUGCAGGAUUCAGGAGUGGAGGUCCUCUCUGCUGGACUGAAGAAUUCACACUGUAAACUGGAGAUACUCAGAUUAUCUGGUUGUAUGAUCACAGAGAAAGGCUGUGCUUUCCUGGCUUCAGCUCUGAGAACAACCCCCUCAAACCUGAAAGAACUGGAUCUGACCUACAACCACCCAGGACAGUCAGGAGUGAAACUGCUUACUGCUAGACUGGAGGAUCCACACUGCUCACUCAACACACUCAGGGUGGAACAUGGAGGUGAGAUCAGAAUCAAACCAGGACUGAAGAAAUAUUCCUGUGAGCUCACUCUGGACCCAAAUACAGCACACACACGUCUCUCUCUGUCUAACGGGAACAGAAAGGUAGAGUUUGUGUGGGAGAAGCAGCCAUAUCCUGAUCAUCCAAAAAGAUUUAAUUACUAUAAGCAGGUUCUGUGUAGAGAGAGUCUGACUGGACGUUGUUACUGGGAGGCUGAGUGGAGCGGGUGUUGGGCUGAAAUAGCUGUGACCUAUAAAUCAAUCAGCAGGAAAGGACGCAGUGCUGAUUGCAGAUUUGGACUGAAUGAAAAGUGUUGGAGUCUCAUCUGCUGUGAUAACAGUUACUCUGUCUGUCACAAUAAUAACAGAACUGAUCUCUCUGUACGUCCCUCCAGCUCUAAGAGAGUAGGAGUGUAUGUGGAUUGUCCGGCCGGCAAUCUGUCCUUCUACAGUGUCUCCUCUGAUACACACACACUGACACACCUACACACAGUCUACACCACAUUCACUGAACUGCUCUGUGCAGGAUUUACACUUUAUUAUGACUCUUCAGUGUGUGUGUGA
Molecule: messenger RNA, 3552 nt
Organism: Colossoma macropomum (tambaqui)
Lineage: Eukaryota; Metazoa; Chordata; Actinopteri; Characiformes; Serrasalmidae
Product: NACHT, LRR and PYD domains-containing protein 12-like
Exons: 9
Coding region: 1-3552 (1183 amino acids)
Molecular function (GO): protein binding
Source: RefSeq, a predicted model, not a curated record